UUACAGCCUAAACACACGUUUCCCAUGAAGAAUGAUGAUGAGGGCAAACGAGGCUUGACAGUCUGCUGACGUGAAUUCCCGCUCCUCCUCUCGCCACUGGCUCAAGGAGAAAAGCUUCAUCUGCGUACUGGUGAGGCUGCCCAGAGCAGGAGAAGCAGGAAAGAGCUGCCUUUUCAGAGGGAGGAUCAGAUCUGAGACACAGAGAGAGAGAGAGAGGGGGGAGAGAGAGAGAGAGAGAGUCUGGCUGAGCAUCCCUCAGGAUGAAGAAAAGCAGGAGCGCACAAGGGGUUACACCAGACGAUGAGAAUAAAGAGCUUCCUGUGGGACAAUUUUCCACAGCCAGCACCCUCGGGGUGGAGGUGUGCAAAGUCCACAGGCGGUUUUCUGGCAACCUGCAGCUGCCUCCGUUGUCAUGGCGACAGGCAGAAAAGGAAAGGGACAGGGGCAGGCCGCUCACACCUGAAGAGGAUCCAGUGACCCGGGCCAGACCCACAAGCCUGCCCAUCGUCUCCCUGCCUCGCAUCGACAUCACACAGGCCGACCCCGACAGCUUUGAAGUGGAGAAUGGCCCGACGUGCUGCAGUCCUUCAGACCUGCAGGCGUCCCCGGGUCUGGUUCUACACCCCAACUUGGCGAGCCAUGGCCAGCGCAGAGAGUCCUUCCUGUACCGCUCUGACAGCGACUACGAACUGUCCCCAAAGUCCUUGUCUCGAAACUCUUCCAUUGUUGGAGAACUGCAUGGAGAGGACUUGAUUGUGACUCCAUUUGCUCAGGUUCUUGCGAGCCUUCGCACUGUCAGGAACAACUUCACCACCUUGACAAAUGUACAAUGUGCAUCCAAUAAGAGGUCUCCUGCUGCAAAUCAGCCUUCUAUGACCAAAGUCUGCCUGUCAGAUGAGUCCUACCAGAAGCUGGCUAUGGAGACCAUGGAGGAGCUGGACUGGUGUCUGGACCAGUUGGAGACCAUCCAGACCUACCGCUCUGUCAGUGACAUGGCCUCCAACAAGUUCAAGAGGAUGCUGAACCGGGAGCUAAGCCACCUGUCUGAGAUGAGUCGCUCAGGCAACCAAGUGUCAGAGUACAUCUCCAACACCUUCCUAGACAAGCAGAAUGAGUUGGAGCUUCCAUGUCCAGUUCCAAAGUCCAGGGAGAGGAAGAGGAGGCAGGGCCAGCAGCAGCAGCAGCAGCAGCAGCAGCAGGGGGGGAUGAUGACUCAGAUCAGCGGGGUGAGGAAGGUCAGCCACACGCCCAGCAUCUCUGGGAGCACAGGCAAUCGCUUCGGGGUCAAGACGGACCAGGAGGAGCUGCUGUCGAAGGACCUGGAAGACAUCAACAAAUGGGGACUGAAUAUCUUCAAAGUGGCUGAGCACACCCACAACCGACCGCUCACAUGUAUCAUGUACACCAUCUUUCAGGAGCGAGACCUGAUGAGGACGUUCAAGAUUCCAACUGACACCUUUGUGACGUUCAUGCUGACCCUGGAGGGCCACUAUCACUCCGACGUGGCCUACCACAACAGCCUGCACGCCGCCGACGUAGCCCAGUCCACACACAUCCUCCUGUCCACCCCCGCGCUGGAUGCGGUCUUCACUGAUCUCGAGAUCCUGGCAGCCAUUUUCGCUGCAGCCAUUCACGACGUGGACCACCCAGGAGUGUCCAACCAGUUCCUCAUCAACACCAACUCGGAGCUGGCUCUGAUGUACAACGAUGAGUCAGUGCUGGAGAACCACCACCUGGCCGUGGGCUUCAAACUGCUGCAGGAAGACAACUGCGACAUCUUCCAAAACCUCUCCAAGAAGCAGAAGCAGACGCUGCGGAGAAUGGUCAUAGACAUGGUUUUGGCAACUGACAUGUCUAAGCACAUGAGCCUGUUGGCUGAUCUGAAGACGAUGGUGGAAACCAAGAAGGUGACCAGCUCUGGAGUCCUGCUGCUGGACAACUACACAGACAGGAUGCAGGUUCUGCGUAACAUGGUUCACUGUGCCGACCUGAGCAACCCCACCAAACCUCUGGAUCUGUACCGGCAGUGGACAGACAGGAUCAUGGAUGAGUUCUUCCACCAGGGAGACAGAGAGAGGGAGCGGGGGAUGGAGAUCAGCCCCAUGUGUGACAAACACACAGCGUCAGUGGAGAGAACACAGGUUGGCUUCAUCGACUACAUCGUCCACCCUCUGUGGGAGACGUGGGCCGACCUGGUCCACCCCGACGCCCAGGACAUCCUUGACACACUUGAGGACAACAGGAACUGGUACCAGAGCAUGAUCCCCCAAAGCCCCUCCCCUCCCUUCUACACCAGUGACGGAGAAGGAGGCCCACACGGGGAGUUGGAGGGGGGGCCUGUGGCGAGUAAAUUUCAGUUUGAACUGACUCUGGAUGACCAGGACAGAGAGGGUGGUGACGAGGAGAGUGGGAUGAUGGAGACAACUGACGGAUGCGACGCUGUGACACUCCAAAGCCACCCCUCUGAUGAAGACGGGGUAGAAAUGGCGACGCGCGACGUCUCCCCAGCGGAAACAUAGCUGAACUGAUGGCGUUCUUAGAGUGCAGCACGUUUUUGCUGUUUUUGGCUGAAUUCAUUUUAUUGCAGUGGAGCAAUCCUGCAAUCUGGCUCCUUGGAGCUGCCUGGCUAAGAGGGCCUGACUAAAUGUGGGGCACCCCUGCAAACGAGGCUUGGAAACCCUGUGGCAGUUUGUUUUUGAGCUCUAGAAGGGAGCUGGAAGAGUGUGGCCUCUGUUCUUUAAAGAAGGGACUACUGUCAGACUGCAGAGGCAGAGCUGCAUCUUGGUCCUCGCAGACAUAAAAGGUGAAGUGGACGAUAUGAAUCCGUGUACUGGGACAAGUAAAAAAAAAAAAAAGAAAAAUCCAAAACUUGCACUUCAGGACAUUUUUUAUGUUCAUUACGAUUCUUAGUAUUGUGUCAGGAUUGGAUGCCACCAGGUAAAGUGUCCAACCAAAACUACUGGUCAGCAAGUUAUUUGUAACCAAGUAGUUUUUUCUAACACUUGUCUAAAAAAGAAAAAAAAAAAAAAAAGUUGUGUGCCUUUUUUUUUUUACAGCCGUGUCUUUUUUGUAAGUGUUUUUAUAAUUUAUUGAACACAUUCAUGUAGCUGUAAAAUGUGUCGAGUUUUCUACAGAGAGGACAUCUUUGUCUCACACAGUCUUCCUAAUGUUCUGGCAAUAGUAUAAGCUUGUUCUCACAAAAGCGUUCAGUGGAUGUAUUUCUAAAAAUCAGUUGACUUCCCAGCACAAUUUGCACUUUGUGGCAUAAAGAAAGAGGAGUGUGUAAAGCAUCAGUAAUUUACAGACUUUAUUGAUUUAUCCAAAUAUUUUUUUUCCAAUAAUUCAUUACAUAAGUAAUUAAAUAACUCAUCGAUCAGAUUCCUUGAAAGUGAGAAAAAACAUUUUAUAUUUUUGAGUCCAAAAACAACCAAAAAAAACAAAAAACAAAACUCCAAAGAUCCUGUAAAAAAGCACUUUGAUGAAUUCACUGCCACCUCUGACAAGUGUGAUCACAUGCUUCUCUAACGUAAAAAGUCGAACUUCCAACCAGAAGUCAAAUUAAUCCUUCACAUCUUCCUGUAGCUUAAAAAAAGAUCAGGCCAUUGAAAGUUAAUUACAAAGUUAAACUGCACCAAAAAUAUCUUAUAAAAUAAAAUCCAUAACCUUGUAUUGUGCUGAGCUAUAUUCCAGUAUUAGAAAUCUGUUUCCACCUUGUAAUUCCUCUUUUCAUGAGCUCACACACACACACACACACACACACACACACACACACACACACACACACACACCUGUUGUGGUGAACUGCAUUCCAUCCUCGUGAAUAUGCUUUACACCGUAUCUCAUUUUGAACUUUGAAUGACUGUAAGACUGCGUGCACAUUUAUACAGACACAUGUCAGUGAUAUGAUAAUUGUAUCUUGUAGUUAUUAUUGCAGCACUUUGAAUAUGUCGACAGUUCUGCAGCUGGUCGCUGAUCUGUCCAACACUACCUUAAAGGUACCACGUUGUAAGGUGCAACCUUCAGAAUUAGGCGGAGGUCAAUAUCGUGUCAUGACAUGAUACCUCCUGUGAGUGUGUGUGAGUGUGUGUGUGUGUGUGUGUGUGUGUGUGUGUGUGUGUGUGUGUGUGUGUGUGUGUGUGUGUGUGUGCGUGUGCAUGUAUGUAAGUGGUUACACAGUUGCACAACCUUGUUGCACCCAGCUGUGUUGUGCUGACCCUUCAGCUGUUUGUAACAGUGUAUUUAUUAUCUUUUCCUUGUACAUGAUAAUAUUGAUAUUGAUUGAUAAUAUUCACUGUAUAUUUGUUAUUAUUUAUAUGCACUACCACGUGUCAAAUCAGUUUGACUGAACUCGUCUGGUGGUUCUGAUUUAUUGUAUUCAGCAAGCUGUUUUGCUAUAAGACCAUAACAUGAAGUUAUGCUGUUCAGUUUUGGCAGAUUUGAAAUGUUUGGUUUGAGAUUUCAGCCAGAAAAGUUUGUACAGUCUGAAGCAACAACACCUCACACGAGGUGCAGAAGAAGCUUUUUGUUUUUUUGUCUCUUGUUCCUGGCGGAUUAUGAAGGCUGGAUAUUUACUGCAGUAUAUUGUGUACGGUGACGGGUCAUUGUACAGCUAUAGGAAUAUUUGCUGAAAUAUAUAACAUUGUUUCAAAUGUAUUUUUUCAGUGUUUUCCUCACAAUAUAUGGUAAAAUGGUGUAUGUUGUGCUCAACAAAUGUUUUCUAUCAGAUUAUUAAAAUGGGCAUGUAUUACAGAAA
This is a messenger RNA of Seriola aureovittata, 4753 nucleotides long. Its product is annotated as cAMP-specific 3',5'-cyclic phosphodiesterase 4B-like. Gene Ontology annotation, cellular component: perinuclear region of cytoplasm; nucleus; cytosol. Gene Ontology annotation, molecular function: 3',5'-cyclic-AMP phosphodiesterase activity; transmembrane transporter binding. The transcript has 18 exons. The record is from RefSeq and is a predicted model, not a curated record. Bases 261 to 2519 code for a protein of 752 amino acids. Gene Ontology annotation, biological process: signal transduction. NCBI's taxonomy places the organism in Eukaryota, Metazoa, Chordata, Actinopteri, Carangiformes, Carangidae.